This is a messenger RNA of Bursaphelenchus okinawaensis, 2364 nucleotides long. The record is from the annotation of a GenBank genome assembly. Lineage: Eukaryota; Metazoa; Nematoda; Chromadorea; Rhabditida; Aphelenchoididae.
AUGCUUUGGUGGUUUCUGGUACUAUUGGCGACAGAAGUGGUACAACCGGAGGAAUGUGAAGAAACGAAGGUGGAUGUAACUGGUUUGUAUGGUUAUUCAAAGGUUAGUCAAUCCAUGGUUCAGACUUGGGUUCAGAUGAACAUUGUAAGUUGAAGUUUGGGUUAUAGUAUUAUAUUUAAUUUGGAUAUUAUAGUAGGUAUUUAGUUAAUUUUACUUUUACUUCUUAUUACGUAUCACGUUUAUUUUUUAUCUUUAUCAGGAAACAUACAAUUAUAAGCGAUUGCAUUUAAAAAUAAUAUUGAAUAACCGAGAAUUGCUGUUUCAGGUUUCCUAUAAAAAGAAUCCAAAGAGUAUAGAUCUACAGAUGCGUAAGUGAAAACCUUUAAAUUAAAAAUAUCAACGUAAUAAUGUCUAUUAUUCAGGCUACAGUAAUCAAACAAAAGGACUCUUACAAAAUAUAAAAGGUUUCUCAAAGUAAGUUUUUUUUUCAUUUGUAUUUAAAAAGGUAUAAAUUCAUAAAUAAUGUUGAAGUAGGGGUUAUCAUAAAAUUAUUAUUAACAUGUAAUGUUGGUUAUGACGCAAUCUGUCUUUUGACGAUUUUAACUGGAAUCUAAUUUAUUUCGGACCAAUGUCUUUAUCUAUUUAACGGUUUAAAGACUUAAUUCUUUUACUUUUUUUCAGAAACGAGAACUGGAUAUCCCAAUUGAUCAUUCCGAACUCUACUCGCUUUCUAUGGGUCGAGAAGUACGAUGUACGAUUCUUUCAAGUCUCGGACAAGUGGGUUUAACAUUAUUGCAUGUGAUUCUUUUAAAACGAACAACUUUAAUAUUUCUGGGCGAUUCGUUAUGCAGGAGUUUCACUUUUCAUGUUAUGUAUUGUUUUUUAAACCUUUUUGGACACCUUACUUUGGUUUGGAUGUUAUGCUGUUUUGCCGUUUUAGUCGGGGAUUUGACACAGUAAAUUUUAUGUUUCAGCCAUAAAGGCACGUCUUACACAAAGAUGCGUUUUAAUGAAACCGAACUUAAAGUUGACGUUAAAAAGGCCUUCGUAUUCAAGGAUUACUUAUUUGUGAGCAGUGAGGCUAUAAUUGACAUCAAUCUACCGUAUGUAAAUCUCGAGGUAUCUGAACCAGGGCAAAAGCAAAAGUAAGUUUACAUUUUCUUAUAUUUAGGAUGAAUAAGGUAUGACCAAUUUUUGAUGGAUCGGAAAGCUAAGCUUGUGCCGAUUUUUAAAUUUUUAAAAAUUUUUAUUUUUUAGAACAGAUCUUAGGAAGGUGAAAGCAAACAAAAGCAGCUUGCAUGGUAUUUCAGAAGCAGAAGCGAAUGCGAUUCUUGAUAAGUGCUUUGCAGUAAGUCAUUAAAAUUAGUAUGUCUAUUAAUUCUUAAUCAAUUUCUCAAAAUUUAUAAAAUAUAUUUAUUAAUGGGUAGCGUAGGGGAGGGUAGGGUAGGGUAAAAGUUAUAUCUUAUAGAUCACUCUGGUGUCUUAUAAAAUUGAAUUUAGGGUCGUCGGGAAUGCGUUCCAGUAUGGUCCAAUAAUACUAUUAGUUACGAAGUACGUACGGCUGCUGAGCAUAGACAUGCUGUUAUGGUGAUGAAUGGCUGGACUUUGACAGAAGUUUGGAAACGGUGAGUUAGAUUAAUUUUACUGUUUUUAAAAAGCUUUUUAAAAUUUGAGUUUAGGACAGCUUAUGUACUUAAAAUUUUUUUUAUUUUUUUAGAGAUGACUGUGAGUUGCUUCCGUACUAUUACUUGGAACGACCUAAUGGGUACGUUUGAGUUUUGCGAUUCGAAUAUUUAAAAAUUUUACAAUUAAGACGGGGCGGGUGAUUUUGUCUUGGGCAGGGGAGGAGAGGGUCUGAAGGCACUGGUACCUUUGCUGACUUUACAUAUUUUUUAAAAUUCAACUGAGAGGAGGUGGAAGUUUUUUUUAAUUGGGAGGCUACGUUUGUUCUGCUCUUUUUUAGAGCCCGACCUUGCUUACAAAAACCUUAUCAUAUAUACCUAGCUAGUUAAGCCUUAUUGUAGGACUCGGUACAACAUGCUUGAGGACUCCUCAGAUCAUUUUCUAAGUAUGCCACUCUUAAAGCCUUCGGAUAAGAUCUUUACCUUAUACACGACAACCACUACCACUACUACAACGACGACCACAACUACAACUACCACGAGUACUACAACCAUCGAAUCGAAUACCAAUACACCUACUCUGGAGUACUUUAUUCACCAGCUGAAUCCAGCUUCGCAUCAAGGCGAACCUGACGAAUACAACCCUGAGGACUACAUGAGUAUAAACGAUGGUGUUGCUUGUUAUGCAAAGGCCUUGACAUUGGUUCUUAUGAUGUUGAUGGUUUUUGUAUUUUUAUUGUAG